Messenger RNA from Cydia pomonella (codling moth), 1837 nucleotides. RefSeq names its product proton-coupled amino acid transporter-like protein CG1139. NCBI's taxonomy places the organism in Eukaryota, Metazoa, Arthropoda, Insecta, Lepidoptera, Tortricidae. Gene Ontology annotation, biological process: amino acid transmembrane transport. The record is from RefSeq and is a predicted model, not a curated record. Gene Ontology annotation, molecular function: amino acid transmembrane transporter activity. The transcript is spliced from 9 exons. Gene Ontology annotation, cellular component: vacuolar membrane. Bases 104 to 1537 code for a protein of 477 amino acids.
UAUCGGUAAUUAUGAUUCAUUUUUAUCAACUACAUAAAGAAACCCAAACAAAUAAAAAUGUGAUUUAUUUUGAAAAAUAUCUUUACAGGUUUAAGCGCUCGUUAUGGAUAAAGAAGUCACUAACUUUAAUUCGACAGCUGAUUUAACAAGCAACCCAGGAUUUCAAUCAACUUUGAGUAUAGCGAAUGACGAAAAAAAUGACAAGACAUAUAACCCGUUCGAGCAUCGACAACUCCAACAUCCUAAUUCUACAAUCGGGUCAAUACUUCAUUUGCUGAAGGCGUGCAUUGGCUCCGGCAUACUGGCGAUGCCGGCAGCCUUCAAAAAUGCGGGACUUCUUGCGGGAACUAUAGGCACUUUGUUGGCAGGGUAUCUCUGCACGCACACGGUAGCUAUAUUGGUUACAACAUCGCAGCAAGUAUGCGUGGAUGCCAAAGUGCCGUCUAUGAGUUUUGCUGAGACCUGUGGAGCGGCUUUUACAUAUGGACCUAAGAAACUACGGUCGUGGGGCAAUUUUAUCAGGGCACUAGUUGACUUCUCAAUGAUGCUGACAUACGCAAGUACUUUAUGUGUUUAUGUGGUUUUCAUCGCUUCGACUUUUAAAGAGGUAUUGGAUGUACUUCAGCCGGAAUGGAAACUCUCCGUCCAGAUGUACUGCAUUAUAAUCUGCAUACCUCUAGUACUCAUAUGUCAAAUCAGAAACCUCAAGUACUUAGUCCCGUUCUCGGCUCUGGCUAACGUGCUUGUGGUCAUUGUGUUCAGCAUCACCAUGUAUUACAUGUUUUCCGACCUGCCUCCAGUGACUGACAGAGAGAUGGUUGCUAGUGUUUCGACGUGGCCUCUCUUUUUUAGCACCGUGGUAUUCGCCAUGGAGGGAAUUGGAGUCGUCAUGCCUGUAGAAAAUGAAAUGAAGAAACCGCAGCAUUUUCUCAGAUGUCCAAGCGUUUUAUAUAUUUCCAUGUCCGUCGUAAUCUCUCUGUUCACUGUUUUCGGAUUCUUCGGAUAUGUGCAAUUUGGGGACGAUGUCAAAGGCAGUAUAACGCUGAAUUUACCCAAUAACGAUAUAUUUGCGCAAGCAGCCAAGUUGUUAAUGGCUGUCGUAAUAUACUUCACAUAUCCUUUACAGUGUUAUGUGGCCAUGGAGAUAAUAACGAGGAUGCUCAAAAAGUACCAACCGAAUAAGUUUGACAACGUCAUUCAAGUCAGCAUCAGGACCUUCAUAGUUUUACUUUCAGUUGGCGUAGCCGCAGCCUUCCCGAAUUUGGAGUUGGUUAUCAGCUUCGUAGGCGCCAUCUUUUUCUCUACCCUGGGUUUUCUCUUUCCCGUUAUCGUUGAGACCGUGUAUCGCUGGGAUAGAGACACUGGCCGAUUCAACUACAUUAUCUACAAGAAUAUUGUUAUUGGAGUUUUUUCCAUCUUUGUGCUUGUCUCUGGAGCCUAUGUAUCUGUCGUCGGUAUAAUAGAUGAAUUUUUUGUUGAACAUCUCAUUGAAAAUGACAAUUUGACUUCCACUUCUAUUGUAAAUAUGUUAAUAUGAUCGUCUCUAAGUGUUAUUAAAAUAUGUAAUUAAAAUGUUAUGCAAUUUUAUUUAGGUAAUGGAGCCUACGAUUUAAAUUAUGUCAGUAGUCAGUGAAGCAGUAUAAAUGGGUUAGCAAAGAUAUAUUUUGUAAAGUACCCUAUAGCUUUGCCUCUAGUGCCAAAAAUAUCUGUGCUCAUCACACAAAUAAAUGCCCUUACCGGGAUUCGAACCCGGGACGAUCGGCUUCAUAAGCCACUGGGUCACUAGCCACUAGGCCAGACCGGACGUCAAAAAUUAUUUUUAAUGAAUUGCAUUAAU